This is a messenger RNA of Metarhizium album ARSEF 1941, 1818 nucleotides long. Its product is annotated as Major facilitator superfamily domain, general substrate transporter. Lineage: Eukaryota; Fungi; Ascomycota; Sordariomycetes; Hypocreales; Clavicipitaceae. The record is from RefSeq and is a predicted model, not a curated record. Gene Ontology annotation, molecular function: transmembrane transporter activity. Gene Ontology annotation, biological process: transmembrane transport. The transcript has 2 exons. The coding region runs from base 1 to 1818 and encodes 605 amino acids.
AUGCAUACCACAAAGAAUGCUGGUCCCAGGACCCCUGGCCAUGCCAGUUUGUUCCCACCCACGGAUGCUGCUGAGGAUAAGCCGAAGCCCGGCCAAGACCAGGAGGCCUUAGCCAGCGACUCCGACAACCUCAGUCUCGACGAGAAGAACGAGAGGGAGGUCCAACGGCACCCUCGGGAGGUCACGGCCAAUGCCGAGCUUGGUGUUCAGAAGGCUGAGGCUGCUGCCCUGGUCUGGACCCAGAAGACGGUCUACUGCACAUAUGCAUGGAUCUGGCUGUGCUUCUUCAUGCUGGCUUUCCAGCAGGCCAUUCUUUUCAAUGUCACUGCCACUGCCUAUUCGGAUUUUGCCUCAGCACCUGCCAUCGCCACGGCCUCGAUCCUCUCCAACGUAAUCGGUGGGGUCUUGAAGCUGCCCAUCGCCAAGACGCUCAACAUCUGGGGACGUGCCGAGGGCUACCUGGUUUUCUUUGGAGUUUAUCUGCUUGGCAUGAUCAUCCUGGCAUCCAGCGGUGGACCUGACAGUUACGCCGCUGGCUAUGUCUUUUACUGGAUUGGCUACGAUGCCAUCUACCUGAUCCUGGACAUCUUCGUCGCCGACACGUCAGGGCUGCAGAAUCGUGCCUUUGCCUUCUCCUUCGUGUCGACGCCCUUCAUCUGCACGGCUUUCACGGGGCCGUUGGCGGCCCAGGCCUUUUUGAGGAAUAGCACGUGGCGCUGGGCCAUCGGAUCCUUUGCCGUCAUCCAGCCCUUCGUCUUCGUACCCCUGGCCGUCGUCUUCAAGUUCUACCAGAGGAAGGCUGAACGCUUGGGCAUCUACAAACACCAGCCGAGCGGCCGAACUGCGAUACGGUCCAUCAUUCACUACAUGCACGAAUUCGAUGUCGUCGGCGCCCUGCUCCUCAUGGCCGCCUUUGUUCUCUUCCUCCUCCCGUUCAGCCUGGUCAGCUACAACCGCACUACCUACAAUAGCGCCACCUUCAUCGCCAUGCUGGUUCUUGGAAUCCUGCUGUUUCCCAUUUUUGCCGCCUGGGAGAAGUGCUUUGCCCGCACGCACUUUAUUCGAUGGGACCUCUUCAAGCAGCCGACCGUCCUGGGUGCCUGUUGCAUGGCGGCCCUGUCCUAUUUCAGCUUCUACUCGUGGGACCUCAACUUUUAUAGCUUUGUGCUCGUCGUGUACAACCUCAGCUACGGCGACACCGGCUACAUGACGCAGAUCUACAACGUCGGUUCCUGCUUCUGGGGCGUCGUGUUUGGUCUAUGGGUCAAGUAUACCAAGCGCUUCAAGUGGACAGUCCUCUGCUUCGGCCUUCCGCUCAUGAUUCUCGGCGCCGGCCUCAUGAUUCACUUCCGCGGGCAAGACGCGGACAUCGGCUACGUCAUCAUGUGCCAGAUCUUCAUUGCUUUUGGAGGUGGCACGAUUGUCAUUGGCAACAGCAUGGCCGUCAUGGCUGCUAGCGACCGCGACGGCGUCCCCAUGAUGCUGGCCGUUCUCAAUCUGUUUGCCAGCAUUGGUGGCGCCAUUGGCGAUGCCGUCUCUGUUGCGAUUUACUCUAGCACCUUCCCGGAAGCUCUCCGCUCCCGGCUGCCCCAGGACAUGGCCGACCAAGUCGACAAAAUCUAUCUCGGCGGCUAUCGCGCUCAGGUUGCGUACCCCGUGGGCUCACCCACUCGAGAUGCCAUCAACUACGCCUGGGGCCAAAGCCAGAGGUAUGGUUCCAUCUCCGCCACCGCCAUUCUUGCCCUUGGCAUUCCCGCCAUUGCCAUGUGGAAGAACUACCGGGUGGACAAGAAACAGAACAAGGGUACCGUCAUUUAA